Messenger RNA from Gymnogyps californianus (California condor), 3240 nucleotides. RefSeq names its product sodium/potassium transporting ATPase interacting 4 (gene NKAIN4). The transcript is spliced from 7 exons. The record is from RefSeq and is a predicted model, not a curated record. Gene Ontology annotation, biological process: regulation of sodium ion transport. Bases 217 to 843 code for a protein of 208 amino acids. NCBI's taxonomy places the organism in Eukaryota, Metazoa, Chordata, Aves, Accipitriformes, Cathartidae.
GCCCCACUUGCCUCCUCCCCGGCUCCCGGAGGGGCUCCGGCAGCCGCCGCGACCGACCGACCGACAUACCGACCGACCUCCCUCCCUCCUCCCUCCCUCCCCGCUCCCGGCGGCGGCGGCGGCGAGCGGCAGCUGCGGGCCGGGGCGCGGAGAGCCCCAGGGCGGCGGCGGGGCCGCGGCGAGCCGGGCUGCCCCUGCCCCCGCUGCUCGGGGACCAUGGGAUGCUGCACCGGGCGCUGCACCCUCAUUUUCCUCUGCACUUUGCAGCUGCUUGCUGCAUUAGAGAGGCAAGUGUUCGAUUUCCUGGGAUACCAGUGGGCCCCUAUCCUAGCCAACUUCCUCCACAUCAUCAUUGUUAUCCUCGGCCUGUUUGGCACUAUUCAAUAUAGACCUCGCUACAUAGUGGUGUAUGCCAUCUGGACUGCAAUUUGGGUCACCUGGAACAUCUUCAUCAUCUGCUUUUACUUAGAAGUGGGAGGGCUUUCAAAGGACAGUGAACUCUUGACAUUCAACAUCUCCCGGCACCAGUCAUGGUGGAGUGAAAAUGGUCCUGGCUGUGUAAGGAAGGAGGCUUCAAUGUCUGGCAUCAAAGGGCUGGAUAGCCAUUCCUACAUCUCUGUGAUAGGCUGUGCCCUGGAGUAUCGGUACAUUGAGGUCAUGCACAGCUCCUUCCAGAUCCUGAUUGCGCUGGUGGGCUUUGUCUACGCCUGUUACGUUGUUAGUGUUUUUACAGAAGAAGAAGACAGCUUUGAUUUCAUUGGUGGAUUUGAUCCAUUUCCUCUCUACCAUGUCAAUGAAAAACCCACCAACCUUUUGUUCAAGCAGACAUACCUGCCUGCGUAAGUAAAGAGGAGCCAGAGGAUGGAUAAACCUUGCACUCCACCAUCAAAGGAGCUGCAGGAGACAAUCCCCUGUGGCCUGGAUCUUUGGCAGAGGAAAUGCAGGAUGGUGAACUCCAUUCCAUUUUUUGUUCCUUGUCUUCUUUUCAAAUGCGAUGAAUGUACAUUGAAGAAUGGCCACGCGGUUGGUCUUUAAUUCUCCAAGUGCCCUGAUGAACCAUUCCUACCAUAGUCGGGUGGUACUAGCCAAUAAAUGGCACAGGCCUGAAGACCUCAGGCAGAACAAGUUCACUGAGAGCCUCUCUCAAGCGAUACAGUUGAAGUCGGAGCUGCUUCCUUGCACCAUGGAUCCAUAAAGAAGGAAGCACUGCAUAACACCCUGGGACAUUUCAUAUGUUCUGUAGUUAGCUUCUUCCCCUUCUCCUUUCCCUUGUUCUGAAAAAAGCCUAAAUCCCCUAACACAACUUCAUCUCCUCCCUGCCAGUAUAGAACUAGGUGGGGGCUAUUUACAUUUGAGUUAUUUAGGCUUUUUUUUUUUAAAGUUAUAGAUGAGCACUCUGCCCUUCUUCCCCCCGCCCCCAUCCAGGACUCCCUUCCUCAUUCUCUAUUCUUUAGACAUGGUCAGCACCUUAGCAGUAGGCAUUUGUCCUGGAUUUCAGUGUUCUGUGACCUAACUCCUGUAAUGCUGAACAGCUGAAAACUAGUACAAGCACCAAAUCUUUACUCAGCAUGGAGCUUAGCCCCAUUUCAACAUGCCAAGCCAUUCUCAGAGCAGCUGUAGCUUACUCUGGGUUUGCCCAUCUACAUUAAAUUAACACUGGUGUAGCCAUAUACACAGCUGAAGCCUGCUGCAGGACACUGGAAAAGGCCUGAUCAUGGAUCAUAGAUGGUUUUGUACCUGCCUUCUUCACCGAGCAGCCACGCUUAUUCCAGGCACAAGCCUGGCAACAUCCUGAUGGCAGGGGUUUUUUUGUGACAGGAUAAUUUUGAAGGGAGGGAAUGGGCUGAAGGAAAGGGGGAAUAUAAGUGUAAUUAAGUUGCAUUAAUGAGCUGCAGCAAUUAAUUAAAAAAAACCCAAAAAACAAUGUCAGUUUUGUCAGCAUCUCCCAGCAGGUUAAGCAUCCAGCAGAGAAAGAGCACUUGUCAGCCAUCCGUGGCAUUCUUUGGCUGGUACGUUCCAAGUGCUGUUGUAAUUCUUCAUUGUCUUGCCUAAUCUGUUUGAGAUUACUUGGCAUUUUUAAGUAAUGCUUUUCAGAAGAGUCAAGCUAGAAGCCAUGCUAGGGAGGGGAAGUGUAAGGGAAGAAUUAAAAGAAAUAAACACAUUAAGUGCUAAGUCAAAGACAGAAUGAUGCACCUUUCUUUGUCCCAUUCCAAAGGGCCCAGGAAGCAAAAUCCUCUUCUAUAAACCCAAAAGUAUAAGCACUAAAAGAACAUUUCUUUGUUUCUGUGCAACUUGGAUUCCAGAUACCCACUGCAACCUAACAUCCUGAGUUCUUAUCAGGUGCGGCUGCAAGUAAAAAUGUUUUCUGUAGGUAUUUUUCCUUCUUUUAGCCAGUAGAAGCCACAGCUUCUGCCUGAGCAGAACAGACAACUGACAGUUGCUGGUUUGAUACUACUUUCAUCAUUUGAGGAAGAAAAAGCUCAACCCUCUUUAAAACAGCUCGGCCUGACAAAACAUAACUACCUCCCAUAUUAGUCAAUACUGUGCUACUACCAAGUUAAAAAAAAAACAUCGUAGUGGAAGACAAGCUACUACACCAUUUAGACAGCAUGCAUAGCAGUGUGCAUACGCUAUCUCUUAGCACUUUCUCCACCUCUUCUUUGAUUCAGUUCAUACCGGUAUUACACUCAUUCCUACUUGCCCACCUGAUGUUCCCUGGAGGGGCAGAAAAAGGAAUGGAAGAAUACAUAUGCUCUAGUCAAUGAGAUUGUUCCAUGAAAGAUUUCAUUUAUUUGGAGCUUUUGAAAUUAAUCUUCCCUUUCCUCAUCAGAAAACACUGACUUUAUACUUUCUGGUUUAAUACGAUUUCUUUUCCCAGAGAGAAAUGUUGUCCAGAGACCAGCAUUCUUUAUUGGCCUUCUUUGAGAGCAACCAAAAUUCAGAACAGAUGGUGCAGAAAGCACAGUUUCAGCUUUGAACAGCUGAAACAUUUCACUGGUAGUUUCAGGAAGGAAUCCUUCUAGGUGGUAGUAGGAAGUCAGAAGGAACUCUUUGAAUUAUUUUGAGGUCUGCAUGUUUUUAACACUAUACCUCUCAAACUGACUAAGCCUUGAUGCCACAUUUACUAAUAAAACUGAUCAAAACCACUUGCCAAGUACUCUAAAGAGACUAAGCAUCAAACUAUGCACUUAAUGGCAUGCCUCUUGACUUUAAUACACACUGGUAAAGAUCAAUUAAAUA